Molecule: messenger RNA, 450 nt
Organism: Metarhizium acridum CQMa 102
Lineage: Eukaryota; Fungi; Ascomycota; Sordariomycetes; Hypocreales; Clavicipitaceae
Source: RefSeq, a predicted model, not a curated record
AUGCGCAUCGUCCCCGCAAACUCCAACCCCGAGUCCUUCACCCACACAUCGCACACCUCAUCCGCCCCCUCCGCCCCCGGCGUCCACGAUACUCUCCGUCACGGCGUCGGCCAGUCCCCCUACGACGCGGCCGCCAACAAGCCUUCAUCCGCACACCCUCUCGAGGCCCGUCUUAAGAACUGGGAGGCGACACAGGAGGCCGUCCGCAUGGAAUCACUCCGUCGUACAUUCGGAAUUGCGGAGCCCGUCCGUAGGGGCAUGGAGCUCAAGAUUGUCAGGGACGGCGAGUGGCGGCCCCUGGCUCUGGGAAACGGCUUGGCCAGCGUACACGAAGAUAUCCUGAGGGGGCGAGAAGACAUGAUUACGUGGGAGGAUGUAUUCACUGGUGAGGAGAUGAAGGGUGUUCCUGGAGUUCACGAUGAGAUGGAGAAAAAGCUCAAGAUUCAGUAG